CAAGCUGUUAGAAAAUCGCAGCUCUACAAGUCCUUGCUUUUAUCUGUGGAAGUAAUUUUCCAUUCGGCGGCAAUUUUCCAUUUUACCGCAAAAGGGCUAGGGUUUAUGCAAUCACAAAACUCACUACUCAACUCCUUUCCUCAGUAAUCCAUCUCGUGGAGAGAAUACCUAAAGCUAGCUACGUGCUGGAAUCCGUCAAGGUUUCAUAGGUAGAGAAACAAUAAAAACAAUGGAUUUUGAUGUAACUGAGCAACAAGAGCGCUAUUCAGAAAGCCAUGAAUUAAAGCAUUCAAUGGAUGAUUCUUCAGCAGGAAAGCUUUUUGUUGGAGGCAUUGCUUGGGAGACAACUGAAGAAUCUUUUAGGAAGCAUUUUAGCCAGUUUGGAGAGAUAACUGAUGCUGUUAUAAUGAUGGAUAAGGUCUCUGGAAGGCCACGAGGAUUUGGAUUUGUUACAUAUGUGGACGCGGAAGUUGCAAAUAAGGUUUUAGAGGAAGACCAUGUCAUAGAUGGUAGAGCGGUGGAAGUGAAGAAGACAGUACCUAAGGAGAACAUGCAAGUUAAAGGAGCACCAAAAACGAAGAAAAUUUUUAUUGGCGGUCUUCCCUUACCUUUAACUGAAGAUGAGUUGAAGGAAUAUUUUUCUUCUUAUGGCUAUGUUGUGGAGCAUCAGAUCAUGCUGGAUCAAAACACUGGUCGGUCGCGAGGCUUUGGCUUUGUCACUUUUGAUAAUGAAGAAGCAGUUGAGAAGGUUUUGUCUAAUGGCCGUAUGCACGAACUUCGUGGCAAACAAGUUGAAAUUAAGAGGGCAGAGCCAAAGAGAGGUGGUGCUGAACAUGCAAGUGAAAGCCGGCUACAUCGUGGUGGGAGUAGUUCAAAAGCAUACGGUGGCUUUGGUGGUUCUGUAGAGGGUGUUGGUGGUGGAUAUGGUGGAAAGAUGGGCAGAGGCUAUGGCGGAUAUGGAGCAUACGGUGGCUAUGAUGGUUAUGGCAAAUUUGCAGGUAGUUAUGGUGCAGGUGCUGCAGGAUUUUACCCUGGAUAUGGUGGAUACGGUUAUGGAUUUGGGUUUGGUGGAGCUAUGUACGGGGCAGCUGGUUAUGGAGGCAGCAGCUACGGUGCGCCUGGCUACUAUGGUGGUGGUGCUGGGUAUGCCAGCAGUAAGGGAUAUGGGAGCAGUGGUGGUGGUUGGAAUGAUUUGGGUAAAGGAGCACCUGAAGGUGGCAAUCCUGCUGGUUAUGGUGGUGCAAAAGGGUAUGGUAGUGGUGGCAGCAGUGGUGGCGGAAAUGGUGGUGCUAGGAAUAAUGGCGCUGCUAAUGGAAGGUUUCAUCCUUAUUGAAAGUGACAAGUCUGAGGUGGCAAAUAUGUUAUGGCUUUUGGCGGGUACCGUCUAGGUGUAAAAUCUUUGCUCCUGGUGUUUUUUUUCUUUUGAAGUUGAUGAUUUUGGUGAGAAAAAGUUAUUUCUUUCACUUCCUAUAGAUGCAUUAGCCUGUUGACAUGGGACAAGGAUAGCAUAGUUCUUAUUGUAAGAAAAGGGAGUUGCAAACCUUGUUCUCACAUUUGGAUGUGAUUGCUUCUCUCUGCUGGAGUGCAGGUUUUGUUGGCUAGUCUAUACGAUCGAGUUCGUGUAGAAAUGUUUAGACACCUCUCUAAAAGAAGCUCGCAAUUUAAUUGUAGAUAACAACUUUGUAAAAGCCAUCGCAGUGAUACAAUAAAACUGAAUGCUUAUGGAUGA
Nicotiana tabacum (common tobacco) is the source of this 1729-nucleotide messenger RNA. Its product is annotated as heterogeneous nuclear ribonucleoprotein 1. NCBI's taxonomy places the organism in Eukaryota, Viridiplantae, Streptophyta, Magnoliopsida, Solanales, Solanaceae. The record is from RefSeq and is a predicted model, not a curated record. Gene Ontology annotation, biological process: regulation of translation. Gene Ontology annotation, molecular function: mRNA binding.